UGCACAAUACAUUCUAGCUGCGGGUAAUUUUGCCCAGAAUUAAAGAGCUCCGCGCAAGUGACCGAAACCUGCUGCGCAGUAAGUUGUCGAGUAAGAAAAAAGAUAUACUUGCACGGAACUUCUCCGUUUGCCCCCUGUUGGGGGAUUUUCUGGGCGGCGACUUACUCUCACUUUCGGGAAACUUCAACCAUGGGCAGAUUCACGCGCGAACAAAAUGGUGCAUGCAGACCACCACAGGUUACGGCUCCAAAUUGUGUUCGUAUCUAACGGGUUCUUCUUGAGGGAGGGUGCCAAAAAAAAGCUAUAAUUGCAGUUCGACUAGGCAAUACAGAGGGCAGACGCCUGACUGGGGCCCGGCCCCCUGUUACAUGGAACUACAAUGGCAGCUUCCGGGUGUCGUAGUUCGACAGAACAAUAGUGUAUCCUAGUACAAUGUGCACCAUAGUCAAUAAAGUCAUGUUCAUGCAAGGAAAAAAACACUUGGCAAUCAAAUCAUAUUUAACCCUUCUCACGUGUUCACACAUUUCAGUAUCAAGCAGGUCACGUCAUUGUGAUGCAGCCUAAAUAUUACGAGACAGGAAAUUGUACGCAAAAGUGGAGGAUAUGUGAAAUACAGUCACAAUAAAUCGGGACGGAUUUUUCUUUUUUUUUAUGAAUCCUGCCCAAGAGAUUUGCUUCCCAUGGACACAAGGCUUGCAUCCCACAUCAUUGACCAUUCCUCUUUCGCCGCAGUGCUUGAGGCUGUACGCAGCCACGACGACGCCUGGCUGUUCGCCAUGCCGCUGGACGAGACGAUGUGUCCGGGAUACUUCAGCACCGUCAAGGAGCCUAUGGAUCUGACCAUGAUCGCCGAGCGUGUCGAGAAUGGUGCCUACGCGUGCAAAGAGGCCUUCAUCGGCGACUUCAAGAGAAUGGUCGAGAACUGCGCUUUCUACAACGGCCUCGAGAGCGAGAUCGCCACCAAGGGAUACCGGUUGUGGGUGGCCAUGCUGGACGCCCUGCACACUGUCUGUUUCGAGGACGACGAAGAGGCUGAAGUCGACAGCAAUCGGGACAGAGGCGUGAGUUCCGGUGCAGGCAUCGCGCGCUCGCCUGCCUCGAGACUGUACGUUCCGGAGCACGUGGGAAAGCCGAGAUCGAACGCCAGCGACCAGCGGGAAGACGAGCGCACCAUGCCGAGGACUCUGCGCGCGAGCAGGAAGACGCCGACGCGAAGGAGCAGCAGCCCUCCCAGAGUCCAGGACGAGGCAGCCGAAGGCGAUGACGACGACGAGGACUUCGCGGCGCCCAGAGUCAAGAGGCGCAGAGUGGGAAGGCCACCCAAGGCGUCCAGGACGCGAGGCGGAAGGCGGGCCGCGUCGUCCGCGACCUCCCGAACCCGUCCAGUCGUCAAGAGUCCUGCGCUCGAGGCCCUCUCGAGGGCCACGCGCAAGGCUCUGGAGGACUCGGCCGACUUGACUUACGACAUCUGCCGUCUGAGCGGCGACUUCGAGGCGAACAGCGACGUGGCCGGCUACUUUCCCGAACUCAACAUCGCCGGCACACACAGCCACCCUUCCGACCUGCUGGCAAGGUUCGCGGGCCCACCGAAGGACAGUGGCGGUUACACCAUCGCCGAAUCUCCGGAAGCGUCAUCGCAGAGUGAAUCGAACGACCGCAACCCUCACGUCAGCGACGAUCGCAGUACUGACACGGACGAACCGGUGAAUCCCACCGAUGACGGUGAAGUAGGCGGGAAGGAAGUUGAUAGUCGUGGCGAAUCGGGUUCCGACGAAAAUCACAAUCCGGACUCAAAUGCUCCUGCGGCGGACGCUGAACACGUGGCAGAGGACACGGACACAACGCGCUCUGGUCGAAGUGCAACGGAAGGUUUCGCUCGAGUCCUGGAAGAGACGACAACCACUGCAAGCCCUGAAUUCCGAGCAAGCAGCGUCAGCAACGCAGCUGAAUGUGACGAGCGAGUGAGUGACGGCUCUCUAGAAGGUGCGAAAGGUGGAGCGACGCAAGAGAUGGCGCCGCCGAACAAAGUCCACCCUGGUACAAUAGCGACGAGCAGCCCAUUCAUGGGCAACAGGCAAGGGGCUUACUUUCAGACGUCCGUUGCGACGCCUCCGAGGUGUCGCUCUGUUCCUCCUCUCCACUUCGUUGCUGUUAACAUGCGUCACGCAAUGAGAGUCCCUCGCUCGCCCGGCUCCUGUGGCCGCGACAACGGCGAUUCGAUUGCCACAGCUAGCGCGGAGUCUGCCGAACAGGGUCGUUCGGCUGCUUCCUUAGAGAUCGGCGAGGAAAGUCCCAGUCUCGCUGAAACUAGGGAAGACAACACCAAUCAGGCAACGGCAAAACCAGACGGAGAGACAAAAAGCCGAGAGAUGAAUGGCUGCAGAUUGGACGGGGAGACCGAAACGACUAAAGAGAGUUGCUUCAAUACUCUCUGUCAAGUCAGUGACGGAUGCAGCGAUUCAAGGGCUAGCACCAGCCACGCCACCACGAAUACGGACGCCGACGCGGCAGGCAAGACCACCGGGAUGUCGUCGGAAGGCAGCGAAGAAACCAUCCUAGAGGCUGUGGACAGUGAUAAAACGACCGAAGGACAGACGGUUGCAUCACUUCCCGCCGGCAACGUUUCUCCGGAGCGCAUCCAGGCGCGGGAACGAUGGAUUACCAGGCUCCAGGGCGACUUCCAGGGAGCUGAGCAAGAGUUCUACUGUGGACUGGAUAGCCCGAAGUCAAGCUUCAGCUUCUCGUCGGGAUACCUGAGCGAAGAGGCCCUGUCGCCGUCCAUGCGGUAUCACAGCAGCUCGAGUCCGCUCCCGCAACUGUCUCCGUCACGCCUGUCUCCGCUGCUGCCGACGUCGUGCGAACCGCGGCAAAAGGUGACGCCUCCCCCGGUGGAGACGGAAGAAACGCUACCGUUGAACGACCGACGAGCAGCAGCUGAUUCGCAACCAGCUAAGGAAGUUGCACCUGUAGAUGCAGCUUCGUCGCGCGAAUGUUCGGUUGUUACGGACCAGCCUCAGCGCCGGGAGCCAACGGUACAGCCGCGGUCGCCGCCGUUCGGAGUACCGACGCCGCUGCAGAAGAUAUCCGCCCUAGUCGCCGACAUACCGUCUCCGACCAAGAGGUACGGCGCCUUCUUUCCGUCUCCGUUUGCGCCGCCAACUACGUCUGCCAGCGAUACGUCUGGUGGCGGAGAUCGUCUUCGAGACGGCAGAGACGGCGCUGCGUUUAGGACACAUCCCUUGCGAUGCCACACUGAUCCGGCCCAACCGACCACCCAGCCGCGUGACAGAACUGCAUGCUAAGCAAGAUGUUAAGCAAGAGUAAUCGUCAAAAGCCGGUCAUCCCAGCAUUCGUAAACGAGGCCUCUACGACUCUGCCGCCCUGUUACCCGAAUGUGCUGAUGGUCUCUCAUGACCUUCAGUAUUCAUUAAACUCUCUCUCUCUCUCUCUCU
This is a messenger RNA of Dermacentor andersoni, 3452 nucleotides long. RefSeq lists its product as uncharacterized. NCBI's taxonomy places the organism in Eukaryota, Metazoa, Arthropoda, Arachnida, Ixodida, Ixodidae. Gene Ontology annotation, biological process: chromatin remodeling; positive regulation of transcription by RNA polymerase II. Gene Ontology annotation, cellular component: histone acetyltransferase complex. Gene Ontology annotation, molecular function: histone H3 acetyltransferase activity; protein binding. The record is from RefSeq and is a predicted model, not a curated record.